Chenopodium quinoa (quinoa) is the source of this 390-nucleotide messenger RNA. RefSeq names its product dehydrodolichyl diphosphate synthase 2-like. Gene Ontology annotation, cellular component: chloroplast stroma. Bases 1 to 390 code for a protein of 129 amino acids. Lineage: Eukaryota; Viridiplantae; Streptophyta; Magnoliopsida; Caryophyllales; Amaranthaceae. Gene Ontology annotation, biological process: polyprenol biosynthetic process; response to cold; plastid membrane organization. The transcript has a single exon. The record is from RefSeq and is a predicted model, not a curated record.
AUGUUUGCAAGACGUUAUAAAACAAGUGGAAAAUGCAACAAGUACAAAGCACACAAAAAAGUUGGAGUUAAUGCUAGCAUAUGUUAUUCUGGGACUGGAGAUAUAUUGCAAGCUACUAGGAACAUUUGUGAAAAGGUCAAGGCCGGGGUGUUUGAACCCAAAAACAUCGACGAGGCCAUGUUUGAUAAACAGCUAUGGACUCGUGGAGCGCCUCACCCUGACCUGCUUAUUCGGACUGGUGGUCGCCUCCAGGUUAGUGAUUAUUUGAUGUGGCAACUAGCCCAAACCGAGCUAUAUUUCUCCCAAGUUUCUGCACCAGAAUUUGGAGAAGUAGAGUUUCUCCAAGCCUUGCACUCCUUUCAGCAAAGGGAAAGAACACUGGGAAACUGA